AUGACGCAUAGACCUACAAUCAUAGUCAUUCUUGAAACUCGACGUGUGUCAGUGAAACUCAAGAAAGCUUUUGAGAAGUUGGGGUUUGAGGAUUUCAUUUAUACUGAUAAUUAUGGCUUUGCUAGAGGAAUAAAGAUAGGUUGGAAGGAGGAAGAUGUGAGUGUGUCCUUGGCUCACAAGGAAUUCCAAUUCAUCCAAGUGUGGAAUUUUACUACUGUGUGCGCUAGUCCCAAUGCUGAAAAUAGGAAGCUGUUAUGGGAGAAGUUAAAAGACAUUAGUGAAACAAACCAGGUACCUUGGCUUAAUAUUACUGGAGAUUUUAACGAUAUUGUUUACGACCAUGAGAAGAGAGGAGGUGUGCCACUGUCUUAA
This is a messenger RNA of Lathyrus sativus (Indian pea), 372 nucleotides long. The record is from the annotation of a GenBank genome assembly. NCBI's taxonomy places the organism in Eukaryota, Viridiplantae, Streptophyta, Magnoliopsida, Fabales, Fabaceae.